This is a messenger RNA of Morone saxatilis (striped sea-bass), 1318 nucleotides long. It is a transcript of the gene sftpba, whose product is annotated as prosaposin. The coding region runs from base 108 to 911 and encodes 267 amino acids. NCBI's taxonomy places the organism in Eukaryota, Metazoa, Chordata, Actinopteri, Moronidae. The record is from RefSeq and is a predicted model, not a curated record. Gene Ontology annotation, biological process: sphingolipid metabolic process. The transcript has 10 exons. Gene Ontology annotation, cellular component: lysosome.
GGGCUACAUGUGGCAGAUGAGCCCUGUGCAUAUAAGCUGCCCUCACAGUUCCCUGUACAGACCUCCGGAGGGAAGACAUUGAACUAAAAGCCUGAAAAUAACAGAGGAUGGCCCUGCUCAAGAUUGCCUUGCUUGUCUUCAUUUGUCUUGAAGGCAGUGCUCUGACUUCGGCUUCUAAUAUUGAUGGUUUGCAAAAUGUCCCAGACGCCCUGAGUGCAAAUGGGGACGUCUGCAAGGACUGCACCCAAAUAUUUGAACUCCUUGUGGACAUGCUUACCAAUGCAGACCUCCAGAAAAAGAUCAUGGGUGACAUUGAAAGCCUGUGUGCUCACCUGCCUGGACCAGCUGCCAAAAUCUGCAAAGAAGAGGUGGAGAAGAUGCUCCCAGUGGCCAUCAACUUAAUUUCUACUGUUAUCAAACCUGCGCAGGUCUGCCAAAUCCUUGGGCUCUGUGGCACCUGCGACAAGCAGGAUAAGAUGCUCCGGUAUUUUGUCAAGGAGGCCCUUCAGGUGUCUGUGACAGGUGAAAAUCUGCAGCCCACAACACAGUGUACCUUCUGCGUUUUUCUUGUCAAGACUUUGGAGGACUUGCUGCCAAAAGAAAGGACUGAGGGUGCUGUGAUUCAACUGCUGGAGGAGAUUUGUCACAUUUUGCCCUCCACUUACCGCGAUCAGUGCGAGGCCGUUGUUGGCAAGUUUAGCAAGACGGUGCUGGACGCCCUCCUGAGCUACGCCACCCCUCAGGCCAUCUGCGCUCUCAUGCACCUGUGUAAAGGGCAGGAGGCUCCUCUUGUAGACCCAUGCACGUUGACAACCUACAGGUGCAGAGACAUCAAGACUGCCCUCAGAUGUGGAACGGUGUUUUACUGUCAGAAAUUUGCCUGGAAGCCUGUCAACUACAACACAAUCUAAGAUGCUGAGGGUGCAACUAUGAGUCAACCUCGGUGCCCCCACGGAUGACCCAGAGCUGCAAACAUUUUUCUAUUUGACACCUGUGGCUUUCUGCCUGAUAGCCUUUCUUUCAGAUACUGAUUUGAUAUCUUGCUGCAUUUUGUGAUUUUGCAUUGUACAUACCAGUCUAACUUGACAAAGACAAGGGAUUAUCUGAACUUCAGGAAUGUUUAAAAGAUACGAAAGCUUAUGUAUACUUGAUCAAUUUUUUCUUUCAACUUUUGUACUCACCUCUGUUCUAUAUAUAAAGUUUAAAGGUUUCAUCUGCUUUAAUGAAGUUUCGUCUUGUAAUCUUUCAUUCACAUUCAAAUAAUCUCAGAAUAAUUAUCUGAAUAAAUGUUAUUAAAUAAAGUGUAUAUAUUUCGGGC